Chenopodium quinoa (quinoa) is the source of this 1657-nucleotide messenger RNA. RefSeq lists its product as uncharacterized. Bases 293 to 1105 code for a protein of 270 amino acids. The record is from RefSeq and is a predicted model, not a curated record. NCBI's taxonomy places the organism in Eukaryota, Viridiplantae, Streptophyta, Magnoliopsida, Caryophyllales, Amaranthaceae. The transcript is spliced from 4 exons.
UUCAUGGUUAUGCACUUCACAGUUUUUGCAGUGGUGAGUUACUGAAUGGUAAGUGGACUUCUUUUUAUUUGGGCUUUAUUGUCUUUAACUCAAAACCCAACCCAAUCCAAACCCAAGCCCAAUACUCCUAAGCUCGACUCCGUGUAUCAGAUUUACCAUACACCAGCAAAUCAGACGUCAACUAUUUCUUCAGUCCACUUAUAUAAACACUUAGAUCAACUGAUCAUCUAUUUUCCCAAACAAAUUAACAAAUUUAAUUCAAAUUCUCCCGCCAUUGAAGUAGAGAAAAAAAAUGAAGGAAAAUCAAACUCCUCGGAGCAAGGACAUCAUCCACCGCCGGCCGAAAGAAUCUCCUUAUUCCAAAUCAAUCUCCGAUCAAUCAAAGAAGCAUCAAAAAAUUACAAAGAAGAGCUUGAAUGCUGAAUUCGCUUCAGUUUCCGAAGAUUUUUCGGCUGAAUCAGUGCAGGAACCACUCAAUUUAUCGGUCAUUUCUGAAAAUUUGUGCGAAGAGAAUUUAAUUGGAGAAUCUGAGAGCCUUCUGAGUUCAAUUGGAGCAGAAAAUCAGUCAAUCAUUACAUCAGAGGAAGCAUUUACACCAGUUUCGAAGAUCUCAACAGUUUACGAUGAAUCAGUCAAUUCCUCAAUUGAUUGCAGCAAUGUAGUUGGAUCAAACAGUUCCGUCGAGGUGGAUUUGGUUGUGAAUCUUCUGAAGCAAGCUAGAAGUCAAGUUUCCAGCUCCAGUGAUGUUUCCGAUACAUCAAAGAAGCUUCUGGAUGCAUUGGUUGAGGCCUCUGUGAGAGACUUGAGUGUUUUGCCUGACGAAGGAGACAUAAUUGGUGCAGUUCUAUCUAAACGAGUUGGAAUUGUUGCGGUUUGUUUUAUGGUUUGGUUGAUCUCUGUGGCUAUUAUGUUCUUUUUUUCGCUGUUCCGGAACUCGAAGCUCCUCUUCUUUCAAUCCUCAACCUACCUGAGCAGAUCCUGGAGUAAAUUCAACUUUUGGUCCACUUUUUUGAACAAUGAGUUGGGACAGGUUUGCUUCACAUUCGCUUUUGAAGUGUUAGAUGAACAAGCUGUGCUUUCUCUGCAAAUUUACCUGGAGGAUUAGUGUAACUAAAUCUGCAAUACCACCUUUUACACAAGAUCGUCGAAGUUGUCAUCUUGUCUAGAGGUAAUUCUUCUUUUACACUGGCUCUUACGAGCUGAUGCAGUUUCUUAAUCUAUGUUGAACUAUGGCUCAUAGGUUGUUACUUCAUUCCUCAAAUAGUCAAAUUACUCCUCUUUGUUUCCAUAACAUAAUCAACUACAUAGAGAAAAUAUGACACUCAAUGUGAUGUCACUAGCUCUAAAUAUGAUGCAGAUUAUAUGCUGAUUAAUUAGCAGCAAUGUUAGGUACAGUAAUACAUACUAUUAUAGUGGAGCUAACAUGAUUAAGCUCCUUAGUCAAAAGCUAUUGUUGAAUUUCAUUGUACAAACCUUGAUGCUCAAGUUUUACUCUGUGGUAGGCUGGUAGACCUUUUCACUGUGUGUAAUCAUAAUUAGCAUAUAUUAACAAAUCUAAACAGGAUUUAAAAGUCAAAUUACUAAGAUUAUAUAAUUAGCUGAUUUGGCUUCGUGCUAUUAUAGGAAUAUUCAAGUGUGUGAAGUUCUAUAUUAGCAU